This is a messenger RNA of Guyanagaster necrorhizus, 2128 nucleotides long. Its product is annotated as transketolase. Lineage: Eukaryota; Fungi; Basidiomycota; Agaricomycetes; Agaricales; Physalacriaceae. Gene Ontology annotation, molecular function: transketolase activity. Bases 71 to 2128 code for a protein of 685 amino acids. Gene Ontology annotation, cellular component: nucleus; cytosol. The record is from RefSeq and is a predicted model, not a curated record. The transcript has 16 exons. Gene Ontology annotation, biological process: pentose-phosphate shunt.
UACCGAACCUCGGGUCAGCCAAUAUUAAUAUUAUUUGUCACUACGAUCCCCAUUUUUCUCCUGUACCACAAUGACCUUCGUCCCCAGCCAGUUUGACGACGUGUCCAUCGCUACCAUCCGUACCCUUUCAGCGGAUGUUGUUGGCAAGGCCAACUCUGGGCAUCCUGGUGCUCCUAUGGGCAUGGCUCCCGUAGCCCACGUCUUGUUCUCUCGCUUCUUCAAUGCUAAUCCCAAGGACUCCAAGUGGUUCAAUCGCGAUCGAUUCGUGUUGUCAAAUGGUCAUGCAUGUGCUCUCCAAUAUAUCCUUCUGCAUCUGAUGGGCUACAAGCUGUCGAUGGACGAUCUCAAAGCAUUCCGACAGCUUGAUUCGCUGACGCCCGGUCAUCCGGAGGCUGGCCACACCGACGGUAUUGAGGUAACUACCGGACCUCUUGGUCAGGGUUUCGGAAAUGGUGUGGGUUUAGCAAUCGCUCAGGCCCAUCUUGCUGCUGUGUACAACAAGGAUGGUUUCGACUUGAUCAACAACUACACCUAUGUAUUCUGUGGCGACGGCUGCUUGAUGGAAGGUGUUGCCAGUGAAGCUGCCAGUCUCGCCGGUCAUCUCCAGCUUGGAAAUCUGAUUGUAAUUUAUGAUGACAACCAUAUCUCCAUUGAUGGUGACACUGCGGUCGCCUUCACUGAAAACGUGGAACAGCGAUUCCUUUCAUACGGAUGGCAGGUGUUGCACGUCGACAAUGGUGACAGCGACUUGGCUGGAAUCUACAACUCCAUUGCUGAAGCGCGUCAAGAAAAGAACAAGCCCACGAUCAUCAAACUGAAGACGACCAUCGGAUUCGGCUCCAAGGUUCAGGGCACACAUGGUGUUCAUGGAUCACCCCUCAAGGCUGAUGACAUUGUCUCUUUGAAGACGAAGUUCGGCUUCCCCUCUGAUCAAACCUUCUACGUCCCUCAGGAGACAUACUUUGCCUACGAAGAAGUCGCGAAGCGAGGCGCGGCUCUGCAACAAAAUUGGAAUUCCUCCCUUGCUAACUACGGCCAGCAGUACCCGAAAGAAUAUGCCGAGCUUACCAGACGUAUUGAGGGCAGGCUCCCCGAAGGCUGGGAGACGAGCUUGCCUGUGUAUCAACCCACUGACGCUGCACAGGCCUCUCGUAAACUCUCCGAAAUCGUCCUUACCGCCAUUACACCCUCUUUCCCUGACCUCCUCGGUGGAUCUGCAGAUCUCACCGGAAGCAACUUGACCAAGGUUAAGGGUACUGUUGAUUUCCAACCACCCAGCACUGGUCUGGGUUCCUAUGCCGGUACGUAUAUUCGUUACGGCGUUCGGGAGCAUGGCAUGGGUGCCAUCGCGAACGGACUGGCGGCAUAUGGUGGCAUUGUUCCUUUUGUUGCGACUUUCUUGAACUUUGUUUCUUACGCCGCCGGUGCGGUUAGGCUGUCUGCUUUGAGUGGGCACCGUGUUAUCUGGGUUGCUACCCACGAUUCCAUUGGUCUCGGUGAAGACGGGCCUACCCAUCAGCCGAUUGAGACUGCCAUUCACUUCAGAGCGACCCCCAACUUGGCAUUCUGGAGACCUGCAGAUGGAAAUGAGACUUCAGCAGCCUACUAUGUUGCUAUUACAUCCAAAUCGACACCUUCAAUCUUGUCUCUAUCUCGUCAGAACCUUCCCAACCUUGCGAGUUCGACCAUUGAGAAGGCCGUGCGUGGAGGUUAUGUCGUUCAGGAGGAGAGCAAUGAAGCCCUCACUAUCGUCAGCUCUGGUAGUGAAGUCACUAUUGCGUUGGAUGCUGCCGCAAAGCUUGGCGCUGAGGGUAUCAAAACCCGGGUUGUCAGCUUGCCAUGCUGGCUUGUCUUUGAUCAACAGCCCGAGGAAUAUAGACUGAGUGUCUUGAGGAGCGGUGCUCCCAUUCUCUCUCUCGAAGCGCUCUCGACUGCUGGAUGGCAGAAAUACAGUCAUGAGCAAUACGGCCUGCCAGGGUGGGGUGCUUCUGGUCCUUACCAGAAAGUGUACGAGAAGUUUGGUAUCACUGGAUCCAACAUUGCUUCUGUUGGCAAGAAAGUAGUCGAGUUUUACAAGCAGAAAGGUGGUGAAGUUGUUUCGCCCCUCGUUAGAGCUUUCACAUUGUAA